AUGGCUGCUACUUCCAUCAGCUCUGCAUCAACCGUUUAUAUCAAUGAAACAACCGGAUCUGAUACCACCGGAAAUGGAUCCGAAUCAUCUCCAUUUCAAACUAUCCUUGGUGCUUAUAUCGCUCAAAACAAUACCGAACUAACUUGUUUAGUCUUUAAGACCGAAGAAGCUCCAGAUUCAAAAGGAUCCUUUCAACCAGCCACUUCAACAGCUAUCAAAAGAGCUAAAAAAGGAUACGAAUUACAUCAAAAGAAACAAAGUAAAGCUAAUAAAGCUGAAGAAGCACUCAAGGAUCGUGAAUCGUCUAGCAAAGCAGAUGAUGCAGUCAAACUUGAAGAAGCUAAAAAGAUUGUUCUAGAAGAAACAGAUGGGCUGGCUAAGCGUAUUAAGAUUCAUCAAGCUGUUGAUAACAGAGAGGUUAAAGUUCGAGUCUUUGGUUGGAUUCAUAGACUUAGACAACAAAAAGGUUUGAUCUUCUUAGUGCUACGUGAUGGGACUGGAUUCCUUCAAUGUGUUCUUACUGGAAAACUAGCUCAAACCUAUGAUGCACUUACUUUAACGAUCGAAUCCACUGUUCAAUUAACCGGUAAGAUCGUAGCCCUUCCAGAAGGAAAAAGUGCACCAGAUGGACAUGAAUUACAAGUAGAUUGGUGGUCUAUCAUGGGAAAAGCUCCAGGGGAUUCGGAAUCGUUUACUAAUCAGAUUUCAGAAGAUUCUGGACCGGACACAUUGGCUGAUAGACGUCAUCUAGUUCUUCGGGGUGAAACGGCUUCGAGUGUGUUGAAAGUUAGAUCAGCUCUUUUAGAUGCUUUUCGUCAAUCUUAUGCGAAACUGUCACUUAUUGAAGUCACUCCUCCUUGUAUGGUACAAACUCAAGUUGAAGGUGGAUCGACCUUGUUUGCCUUUGAUUAUUAUGGCGAGAAAGCUUAUUUGACUCAAAGCUCUCAAUUAUAUCUCGAAACUUGUUUACCUAGUUUGGGAGAUUGUUUUUGUAUUCAAGAAAGCUUUCGUGCUGAGAAAAGUCGGACCCGAAGACAUCUUAGUGAAUAUACCCAUCUUGAGGCCGAACUUGGUUUUUUGACUUUCGAAGACCUUUUGAGCCAUAUUGAAGAAUUAAUUUGUUCUACUUUAGAUAUCCUCUUAGCUAACCCCAAAGUCAAAGCUUUAGUCGAAACUCUUAACCCCGAUUUCAAAUAUCCAAGUAGACCAUUCAAAAGAAUGGAUUACCAAGAAGCUAUAGCUUGGUUAAACGAACGAGGGAUCAACAAAGCAGAAGAAGAUGGAGGUGGUCCAUUUACCAUUGCAGAUGAUAUUCCAGAAGCACCUGAACGGUUGAUGACCGACACGUUUAAUGUUCCGAUCUUUUUGAUUAACUUUCCUAAAGAAAUUAAAGCCUUUUAUAUGAAACGAAUCUCGGGUAAUCCAAACUUUACUGAAAGUGUUGAUGUGCUUAUGCCUGGGGUGGGUGAAAUUGUGGGUGGGUCUAUGAGGAUGACAGGCUAUGAUGAACUUUUGGAGGCUUACCGUGGUGCGGGAAUUCCGGCUGAACCUUAUUACUGGUACACUGAUCAACGUAAGUAUGGGACCUGUGAACAUGGAGGAUAUGGACUUGGAGUAGAGCGAUUCUUGGCUUGGCUUGUGAAGAGACCUCAUGUUCGAGAAUGCUCCCUGUAUCCUCGAUACACUUCUCGUUGCACACCUUAA
Molecule: messenger RNA, 1704 nt
Organism: Melampsora larici-populina 98AG31
Lineage: Eukaryota; Fungi; Basidiomycota; Pucciniomycetes; Pucciniales; Melampsoraceae
Exons: 8
Coding region: 1-1704 (567 amino acids)
Biological process (GO): asparaginyl-tRNA aminoacylation
Cellular component (GO): cytoplasm
Molecular function (GO): ATP binding; asparagine-tRNA ligase activity; nucleic acid binding
Source: RefSeq, a predicted model, not a curated record